UACGGGAUGCUGCGAGUCCGGAGUACUAGAUUCAGUCGUACGCUUGGCUCCCUCCUGUCGCCGCCGUUGUGCUCGCGUACGCUCUUCUCGCGCACGAUCCUCGUUAAAAGCGUCCGCGUGUCGCGACCACCAGCCAAUCUUCCACCGACCCAUCCGUCACGCGUCUUCACGUCUUCGUCCCUUCUCCACGUCUACCCCCGCGUCUCGCCUGUGUGCUUUCCAUGCGUCUACGUUUUCUCUGUUCGUCGACCCCUUUCCGAACCGGCGACCUUUUUGAUCGCCGUUUCACGUAAACGAAAAAACGAGACACGACGUCGAUCUCCGUCCAAGGAGAUCCUAUUCCUAGUAUCCAGCUGGAAAUCGAAGCGGAGUCAGCAGUAUGGGGAUUCUCACGUGAGAGGCGUGUUCCGGGGUGGUCCACGAGAGAAAAGAGGAAUCCGAGGAAGGGACGAAAAGGAAAAAAAAAAUAGAGGGGGCGACUCGCGGACGAAUUAAUAAUGCCGCGCGAGAGGAGCGCGGAGGAUCGGCUGAACUUUACUCACAGGGGAUCACACAAUAAUCCCGGAAGAAGACAGAAGUGAAGCUGUAACGAUGGGGGUGUACGUAAUAGGUUUGAUCGGCGUGGUCGUGUUUUAUGUGUUGGUGUUGGGUGUUGGCAUUUGGGCAGGCACUGUGAAGAAGAAAAAGUCACGUCAUGGCCAAGAUGCAAUGAUAUUGGCGGAUCGUGGUUUAGGCCCGAUCCUAGGUAUCUUCACUUUGAUCGCCACGUGGGUUGGCGGCGCCUACGUGAACGGGACCGCUGAAUUGAUGUUUACCAGAGGAUUGGCCUGGUGUCAAGUGCCCUUCGGUUAUAGCCUCAGUCUACUGUUCGGUGCGGUGUUAUUUGUACGACCAAUGAGGAAAGCGGAGCAUGUGACUAUGCUGGAUCCUUUUCAAGAGAGAUAUGGCGCCGGGGUCGGAGGACUGUUGUUCCUUCCUGCUCUGUGUGGUGAUUUGUUCUGGUGUGCUGCGGUGCUGAGAGCAUUGGGAAGCUCGUUGGCUGUAGUGGCUGGCGUGGAGCCGGAGAUCAGCAUUGUCGCCUCUGCGCUCUUGGCAGCCGUGUAUACCGUAUUCGGCGGACUGUAUUCCGUCGCGUGCACCGAUGUAUUGCAGUUAGCGUGCAUUGUAAUCGGCUUGGGAGUGUCUGCUCCAUUUUCCGCUCUUCAUCCUGCUGUUUCUUUCGAGAAGAACCUAGCACCGCACGAAUGGCUGGGAGAAAUUAAGAACGAGGACCUGGGCGAGUGGGUAGAUUGUAUGCUGUUGUUGGUAUUUGGCGGUAUACCUUGGCAGGGCUAUUUCCAAAGGAUCCUAAGUAUGCGAAGCACAUCAAUAGCAACGGCUCUAUCGAUAGCGUCGAUGUUUGGCUGCAUGAUUCUCGCGUUUCCAUCAGCUUUAAUUGGUGUGGUAGCACGAGCCACUGAUUGGUCAUCCGUAGAAGGAUUUAACAAGAGUAUAAUAGCACAUGAUGGGAAUGUGUUGCCGAUUGUUCUUCGAUACCUAACGCCGCAGUGGGUCUCCUUUGUCGGUUUGGGCGCCAUUUCUGCAGCAGUGAUGUCGUCAGCAGAUUCAAGUAUAUUAGCCAGCAGUUCCAUGUUCUCCAGGAACGUCUACAGACUCACAUUAAGGCCAAAGGCAACCGAGAGGGAACUGAAUUGGAUACUCCGGAUAUCUGUUGUCAUGAUCACAGUACUGUCGACUUUAAUAGCGCUCACGGUGGACAGCGUUUCCUAUCUAUCGUACUUGAGCUCUGAUCUUGUUUACGUGGUACUCUUCCCGCAAUUAUUAACCGUUAUCCAUUGGCCCUCUCUGGUCGACACUUAUGGAUGUCUCGCGGGUUACUUCGUGGCCGUUGUUUUACGUCUUUGUGGGGGAGAAAGAGGAUUGGGCGUGCCAGCUCUCAUCGAAUACCCUUUCUAUGACACGGAAACGCAAUCACAAAAAUUCCCAUUCCGCACCGGUGCCAUGAUCGUUGCUCUAUUUACCCAGCUCAUCACCAGUUUCUUUACAAGAAAUCUUCUUGGUAAAGGUUACUUUCCUCGAUGUUGCGAUGUUCUUAGUGUAUAUUCACCUGGGAAAUCGAAAGACCAAUCUGGAGUUGUACAGAGCAGCUCUGGUGCCGCUCUAAUGGAUACUUCCUCUGUCAAUAAAUCCACCUCUGGAAUGGACUCGUGCGAUGGGAUCGGACCCGGCAGCUACGACGACGACCGCACUACUUCCAAUUCAGUGGAAGACAUGACUGAUCGGGGAGACAGCGGGACCAUAGCCGCCGAUUCUUACGAAAAAGACACUACUAAGGUCAACAGCGUCGGAUCAGCCGUUCAAAAGGCAAACCAAAGCCUCCAACAUCUUCAAACCUUAAGAAACUCCAUCCAUACGAGCUCGAUCAGCGGUAGACACACUCCAACCCCCAAUCAGUAUGCCCCUAUACAGAGCAACGAAGUGUCCAGAGGCCAAAUAUUAGGUGUACGAAACCUAAGGGGUUCCAUGGGUCAAAUGCUCUUACCAACUGAUCGGCCAACUAUACCUCCAAAUAACAAUGCAAGCAUAGUGAACGUGCCAACGAAUCCCACUGUAGCUACCCCUAUGACUCCGGGUCCUCAUUACACCAAACCUAACGAUGGAUCUUUGUUAAACGAUAAAACGAGAGAAAACGAAAGGAUCAGUAUCGUGGACAGAGGAAACACGGAAUUCAAUGUCCCAGAUAAUAUGUUGACUACCAUCAACGUUAAAAAGAACGUGAAGGGUGUAAAGCUAGUUGGUAUGGAGGGUGGCACCUUGAGGAGACCAUCGUUACAGGGCACUUUUUCACCGACACCGUCGGUAGAGCUUGUCCACAUCUUGGAUAGGAGACAGAGCAGUAGUUCGUACGGACCUGGAUCACUUUCUCCCGUUCCUAUGGGAGUAGAGGCGUGCAAAACCCAUGGAACAGCGUUAGAGGGACAGGGUGGAAAUGAACAUUGCAGGAUCAAAAGGGGCAUCGUCAGGCAUCAUAGCUUCAAUGACACUGGAGACCGAGCAUUAACGACGUUGGCUAGACAGCCAACGUAUCCAUCGAUGCCAUUGCGUCCUGAAGACUGUCGCAUGACUCUGGUGAAGAAAGAUAGAAGGACGUCGACAAUCGCGCGACACGGUUCAGUGACGACUGAAAAGGAGCUGAGCGGUUGCACGACCGGACUCGUCGUUUGUAGUCCUACUUACAACAUGUACAGCUCGGCUGUGAAGAAUUCCAACUACUUCGUGACCGACGACGAGGCGGUCAGCAGGUUUUAAAUUUGAAGGAAACGUAUAUUCGAAGGAAGCGAUAUAACGAGCUCGUAAAGUAAAAACGUGAAAUAGGUUCACCACGCCCAGGCUGGCUAAGAAUCAUAAUGGUAUAACUUAGCCCACUGUUAUUUUUCAUAAGCUAGUGUUUUACGUUUAUUAUUAUAAGGAAAUGAUUAUGUUUUUUCAAAUCAUGAAAAAGUACCAUGUGACAAAGAGUAAAGUUAGAACCUGACUUAAAGAUAUAAUAAGAACUGGAAUACGUAACUAAAUUUAAAUUCUCAAAACUUACGCUACUAUGAUUUUCACCUCGCUAAUUGAUCUAGCCGCAGUUAGGGUCGUACGUUAAUUUUUAUCAUUGUUAGCAAUUUAGUAAUGAAUGAAAAAAUUGGUACUUUUAAGAUAUAAUUUUGAAAUAAUUUACCGACUUUGUCAUAUCGCUUCCUUCAGGUAUAUAACAAGAAUCAUGAGCCAAAACGAGAGGACAAUCGAAUUUCGCCUGAUCAAGUCACAAGGCCGAUCGCGUCUUUUUACAAUCCUAUCUUUUUUUCUCUCGAACCAUUGUACAACUACCACUGCCCAACUUUUAUGACUUUUUUAGAAAAUACCCGUUUUUUAUGGAAAGAGCAAGGAGAUGCUUUCCUUAGCGCGUAGAUAGAUCUCUGGUCCCAUUCAUUCGCUUCAUCGAACAGAUCGUCCAAUUUUGAUAUAACGUCGUUUGUGGUAAUAAAGAAAUUAGUCGUGCUGAAAAAUGCUGUUUGCGAAGAUUAUGUUUCGCAAUAAUUUGCAAUGACUUUCAAGACUUUAUACUAAGUUCCAAAAGAGUUGCAAGAAAUAUUUGAAACUUUAAACUAUAUAUUUUUCGCUGAUACUAUUUUUAACAUAUUAAAAUUUCCUUAAUCACAUCAUUUCAAUUGUUUGAUGAGGGACAAAACAAAAUUGUAUUCGAGACCGCAGACGAUUCGUCCACUAAAAUUGAUCCUUAAAAACUUCAAGCUAACGGUAAGACUUCAGCCAGCGAUCGAUCAGAAAUUCGUAGAUCUUAGAUAAAAGCGAGACACGUUUCAAACGACGCUGCCCCUUUUGUAAAUUAAUUUAGUUAAUUCACAUCGACAUUGCACUUCACGAACUUCGUGAACGAACAUUUCGAUUCAUCACAAACGCGUUUCAAAAUAUGACUAUGAUCUUAUCCUUCGUCAUUGCUGUACUUAAUCUAUCACUCAGGAAUAUAGCUUACCUUUUAACGUUGAUUUUAUCAGAUUUAUCAGACGAACGUGAAAACAACCAUACUUUUCGAUUUUAUAUUUACACUAUAGGGAACAUCCCAUAAAACUUGUAACCUUUAUAUCUCAUCCUUACUCACCAGGGAUCUCCUCUCACCUUUUCACGGGUCUUUCUACGUACGACUGAUAAAUAAGAAAACACAAAGACCUCUAAUCGCACAGUUUCGGAGCAACAGAUCGUUCAAUAGUUGCUAUAAUCCAAGAAUUACUGUGCAUUCCUGCCGUGUAUUAUUUGUUUCUGUAAUCCAAUGAAAGACUAAAACUGUAUCUUUCCGUCGAGCUAUUUAUAUACCUUCUUGAAAUUCGAAAAAGCCUUAUGUGAUUCACAACACUCUCCCUACUUGGAGUCAAAGUAUCUAAACGAAUUUGAUCCGAAACGAAUUUUCGACUGUUUCGAGUAUUUUUGGUAUACGAGCGAUGAUUUAAAAUAAUUAUUGAAUGUUGAAAUACAACAUGCAUUGGUGUCAGAUGAAGAAAAAGUUCAAAAAGAUUAUUCUCGAAAAAAUACAGUUCUAGUCACCCAGGUGUUUAUUAGUCGUUAAAAAUCCCCUUCUCAGACUGAUUCAACCAGAGGAACCAAGUAACCCGUUUACGAAGCGAUUAAUUUUUGUACAAAAGAACACGUGCGAACAUCAUCUUUUUUGCGUGACUUUGUAUAGAUAGAGCGAUUGAUACGUUGAGGACCUUUGGCCAGUUCGUGUAUGAAGGGAAAGGAAAGAGGGGAACCUUCGAGAAACACGAUUAUGCAUUUAGAUAAUUACAGUAAGAGGUAGAUAAUAGACGAUUUAGCUGAUAAUACGGUGAGAAUUGGGGCACGCAGCUCCAUCACUUCUGAUGUCCAGUUCGAAAAGGAGGAAAGAGGAGGAAUGUGAGGAGCAGUAUAACUGUGAGAAAUAGAGGCAGCAGCAUGAGCUUCGCUACUCGAAGCCAUUUCGGUUUCGUUUCCAGCGUAAAGAAAAAUUUCAAGUUUCGAUAUACAAGGGCUACAACAAGUAUACGUAUACCAUUGUACUUAUAGCGCUUAUGUACUAAUUAAUUAGAUCCAUGUACAUUAAAUUUCGUAUCAUUUAGUAAUACUUGCAUGUAAAAAUUUGAUACCAUGGAAAUGAAAUGUAGGACCUGAUGCAUUGGGAAAUAAGGAUGCGUGCUAAUACUUCCGGUAGCCACUGUAUAUACAUCUCUUUCUGAACCGCUAAAAGUUAUCAUCGAAGGAAAUCACUAUCAUAAAUGAAUUUUUAUAGUAAAAUAUAUCGUUAUUUUAGAAAUCAGUGAAGUCGAACAAAUGCAAUUAGAUGUUUUAUUCCUAUUUAUUUAUAUAUAUUUAUUAAAACAAAAUUCGCGUGACGAUUUGCGGAAAUUCAUGAACAUCUAAAUAGUUCAAUUUGAAAUUCCAACAUUGUAUGUCAAUUAAAUUUCUACUUUAAUGUCCAAAUAUACAUACAUAUGUAUAUAGGUACACCCUUAAAUUUUCUGCAAUUCUACAGUUUUGCAUCUGCAUAAAUCUAUCCUGAAGUUUUACUAAAUUUUAGAAUCUUUUGCGAUUUCUGUAUAUUUGUAUUACUAUAUAGACAUACGAAUUCUUAAAUUCCUUAAUUUAUCUUCACAUUACUGAAAAGCUGUAUUUCGAAUUAAUCGUCUACUCAAAAAGAAAGAGAAAAGGAAACGUUAUUUUUCUCUUAGCCGGAAACGGGUCAGGGAUUGGGUAGGUGGAGGGGAAAGGGGUAUGUCAAGGGUUUCCGUUGCUCAACCUACUUUUUCGUACUCGUGAGGGAAGGUUAAGCUGCUGGAUAUAGAACGUCCAAUGUAUUACGUGCAAAUUUAUGAUAUUCCGACGACGAAGAAUAACGAUAUUUUUCCACCGAUUAUACGUCUAGUCUUGUAGGAUUAAUAAACCGUAAACUGUAGUUGUACAAUUAUAUAUAUAUAUUAUAUAUAUUAUAUAUAUUAUAUAUGUAUAUAUAUUAUAUAUAUAUAUACAUACACAUGGAGGUUUCUCUCUAUAUUAUAACCAAUGUAACGAUAGCGAGAAUUACAAUGGUACAGAACCUCUGUUGGCUCAAUACCAUAUGCGGCAAACAAACAAUUUUUCGUAGAAUAAACAAUCACCCAACACGCUUCCAGUCCUUUGCACGGUAUCGUGUAAUAUCAUGCUAUUUUUCUUAAGAAAUUGUAAGACGUAGAAACCUGUUUAAUUAUCGUAUCGUUUGGAGAGCGAAGCGACGAUUAAAGCGGUUCCAUAACUAACUUCUCUACAGAUUCUGCUAUUUUAUAUCAAUUAUUAUAUUAUUUACAGGGAGGAAAUACUUAUUGUGUGAUUAAUUUCAUUCACUGAUUUCAUACAGAUUGGUGUUAAUUGAGAUUCUAAUGCAGACAAAAAUGUAAGUGGAAGAAGUAGUUAAGUAGAUUAUUGGUCAGACCAAACAGCAUUACAUACUUAUACAUACUUAUAGUACGAGCAAGAAAUGGAUCAGACGAUUGAAACUGAACUAUCGAAAACUGUGAGAAUUGAAUUUAAUUUUCUUAUAUCCAGAAUUUUAAAAAAAUUCAAAUUUCAAAUCCAAAAUUAAAUAAAUAUCGAACGAUAAUUUUCUUCUUCCUGAUACUUAUAUACUAGUCUGCAAGAGAAUCUUAAUUAAAGUCUUCUAGUAUGUAAUUUGUUUCUAUAAUAUUUCAUAAUCUACUUUUUCAUUUCCUAAUAUUUUUUCCAAAAUCUUCAUCCUUUUCAUUGAAAAUUUUAAUAUAAUUCGUUAUUUUAACGUAUUUGUUACUUAUUCUUAUUUAUUUUUCCUUACAUCGAUUAUUUCUUUCUUCGCUUAGAACGUCAAUUUCCGUACUUUUGUAAAAUCGAUGAUUAGAAGCUUACAAGCGCGAGAUAAACGUCGAAGACCUAUAUCAGUAUUAUUAAAACGUACGAAAGAGAGUUCGAAAGGUAACGAUCGAUUCCUGGAGGAUAGUCUCGUGAAAGGCCACUGCGGUCUUUCGUAGUGAACUUAAUCGUUAAGGCAGAAUUAUUUAUAGUACACUAUUCACACUAUGUAUUUGUGAUCUUCCAAGAUACAUAAGGUAUUAUUACGAUUUCACUUUAUUUUUUCAGUUUCAUCGUUUAAAUUUUAAUCUCUUAAAUUUAAGUUAUUAAUAUCAAAUUAGCUCAAAUAAUAUUUAAUAAAUUUCAACGAUCAUUUUAUCAAUCUUAAUAUUAUUAAAAUUGUCUUUAGUUUUUAUUAUUAAAAAUGUUCUAUAAUCAGUAACAUUAUUAAAAUUUUUAUAAAAAGUUUUUCGUAGAUGUAGUUCAAUUAAAAAUUAAUAAUCUGCAAUUCAAAUCUACGACAAUAAGUUCUUUUCUUUUAUAAGAUUUUCAAAUACAUAGUUAAGACAUAGUGAGUAGCCUUCCUCCUUUCUUGUUUAAGGUUCAAGUACAUUUUCCAUUAACAUUUAGCUUUAUAUCAUGUAUCGUCACGUACUGAACUGUAAAACGAGUACGAGAGACAUUUCUUUCGAGUUGAGGACACAACAAAUGUUUGUGUUGAAACGUGAAUCACGUGCCAAAUUGUAGGAUAAAUGAAGGUGUAUUACACACAACGCUCGUGAUACCGACACACGAGCGAUUAUAUAGGCUUACCUUAAUUUAAGGACCGUUUAUUACGAUACGAUCAUCCCGAUUCCAAGCCUUAUUGGGCAUAAUUAAACAGUUGUUUAACUUAAACACUUAAUUCCAUCUCUAUCGAAAAGAAUAAAUUUCUAUACAUCUUUA
Messenger RNA from Bombus pascuorum, 8334 nucleotides. RefSeq names its product high-affinity choline transporter 1-like. Lineage: Eukaryota; Metazoa; Arthropoda; Insecta; Hymenoptera; Apidae. Gene Ontology annotation, molecular function: choline:sodium symporter activity. Gene Ontology annotation, cellular component: plasma membrane. The transcript is spliced from 14 exons. Bases 592 to 3309 code for a protein of 905 amino acids. The record is from RefSeq and is a predicted model, not a curated record. Gene Ontology annotation, biological process: choline transport; acetylcholine biosynthetic process; transmembrane transport.